Messenger RNA from Dibothriocephalus latus, 678 nucleotides. The record is from the annotation of a GenBank genome assembly. NCBI's taxonomy places the organism in Eukaryota, Metazoa, Platyhelminthes, Cestoda, Diphyllobothriidea, Diphyllobothriidae.
AUGCUGGUAUUUGGUGUGUACAUAAUGGUUGCCAUCUAUUGGUGCCUGACCCAUCUUCAAACAUCCACCGCCAGUCCUGUGGUCAAUUCCCCUUCCACCGGAUUCAAUUAUGCCAUUGUCGUAGACGCCGGUAGCAGUGGAAGCCGCAUAUUUGUUUAUUGUGUGGACACCGCAAAUUCUCCCCCAGGCGAAAUCCCUGUUAUUACUUUGUGUCAAGAUGCGGCCGGCAACGCUAUUGUGAAGAAAAAGACUCCCGGACUUUCUUCCUUUGCUGGCAAGGCCGCAGAAGUGCAGCCAUACAUAUCAGACCUCAUAAAGACGGCUUCAGACUACAUACCGACUGCAGCCCACUCAUCAACACCCCUGUACAUUUUGGCAACGGCUGGCAUGCGCCUGCUGACCGAGGCUCAGCAGAAUGCCAUCUGGGUCUCUGUUCGCCAGACCAUUAAAACCAAAUUCGCCUUCAAUUUUGAGGAUGACUGGGCUCAGACUGUUUCUGGCCUCUAUGAGGCUCUAUUUGGUUGGACAACUGUAAACUACUUGCUUGGAAGGCUCUCAGGUAUUGUCACCCCUUUUAUCGUUGCCUCCUCCUCGUCCUCCUCCCCCUCGUCCUCCUCCUCCUCCUUGCCCUCUUCAUCCUUUGAACUAACUCAGGACGUGCCGAUUGUUCCGAUUUAG